Emiliania huxleyi CCMP1516 is the source of this 762-nucleotide messenger RNA. RefSeq lists its product as hypothetical. NCBI's taxonomy places the organism in Eukaryota, Haptophyta, Isochrysidales, Noelaerhabdaceae. Gene Ontology annotation, biological process: response to endoplasmic reticulum stress. Bases 54 to 551 code for a protein of 165 amino acids. The transcript has 2 exons. The record is from RefSeq and is a predicted model, not a curated record.
GGCAACUGGCUGCCGGGCAACUAGCUGCUGGGCCGGGGCCGAGGGCUCUCGGGAUGCGGCCGCCGCUGUCGGCAACGGCGCCGCAGGCCGGGCCCGCGGUGCCGCUGUCGGCGGCGCCGCUGCCCGGCGAGCAGCCUGUCGAGCCUGCGGCGGGCGUCAUCUUUUCGUGCACCGACGCCACUUUUGAGCAGUGCUAUGAGAUGUCGGUGGUGGGGCUGCCGCGCAAGUACCUGCCGCUGGUGGGCUCGAUCGCCGCGGGCCGCACCCUCCUCUUCCUCUUCAACUUUUCGACGCGCGCGAUCCACGGCGUCUACCUCGCGACCUCGGAGGGCACCGAGAACCUGCACCCGGGCGCCUUCACCGCCGGGUCGGCGCGCGACGUGGGCGAGAUGCCUGACGAGGAGGCGGAGAUCAAGCACGUGCUCGAGUACACCGAGCGGCAGCGCUUCCGCUUCAAGCUCUCUCGCUACCAGUGCCGCGACCUGCUCCACGCGAUGGCGCGCAACGAGGCGCGGCUUCGAGCCGACCGCUUGCUCGCCUCGCUGCCCUAGCUUUGGCUGACGUCGACUCGAUGGAGGCGGGCCGGCGGCGGGAGAGAACGUAUACACGCAGCCGGCAGGCCGGCCCGUGGCGCGCGAUGUGGCGCGCUGUGUGUGGUUGCUGUGACCUGUGUUUAGGUAUAUUUGGUCGCGUCUAGGUGUACCUUCAGAGAGUGGAACAUGUACGGCUUAAAUUCGUAUUGUUACAUACCAUACUGUAUGU